CUUCAUUCAUCAAACUAAGAAUCUGAGAUGCAGUUGCAGGUCAUUUUGACUCGACCGUGACUCAGUGACGAUACAAAAUGGCGAAGAGGCGAGAACGCCGAGUCGCACAGAGUUCGGAUCGCCGUAAGAGCCGAGUCGAAUCGUCCAGUCGAUUAGACCAAUUCGGUGACUCAGUUACUGAUCGCAAGCUCAUCACCAUUUUUGUUCUCUUUUUCAUCGUGAUUCCCGCCGUUUCCAUCUUUUUAUACUGUUUCAAGUACGCUCCACACUCGAGCCCUGCAAUUUCUCAUGUACACCAACGAGGUCUCAUCAAAACUGAUGUCAACUACCAAGAAAUCCUCACUGAUAAUUCAAAGGUAUCAGAGAAUGUAUCUCAUCGCCAUUACACAUAUCCUGUAUUGGCCUACAUUACUCCAUGGAACUCCAAGGGCUACGAAAUUGCGAAGAAGUUCAAUUCUAAAUUUACACAUUUAUCCCCAGUCUGGUAUGAUAUAAAGAGCCAAGGAACCAGCUUGAUCCUUGAAGGGAGACAUAAUGCUGAUAAAGGAUGGAUCUCAGAGCUAAGAAUGAAUGGAGAUGCUCUGGUGUUACCCAGAUUUGUUCUCGAAGCAUUUCCUAGGGACCUGCUGAGGAAGAAGAAACUGAGGGAUAAAGCAAUUGAGCUUAUAUUAACAGAGUGCAAGGAAUUGGAAUAUGAUGGUAUUGUUCUAGAGUCUUGGUCCAGGUGGGCAGCUUAUGGUAUCUUGCAUGAUCCAGAUAUGCGGAAUAUGGCUUUGGAGUUCAUAAAACAACUUGGACAUUCAUUGCACUCUGUGAACUCGGUGAGGAACAGUGAGCAACAUUUGCAGUUGGUCUAUGUCAUAGGUCCUCCACAUUCAGAGAAGCUUCAAGCACAUGAUUUUGGCCCAGAAGAUCUUCAAAGCUUGAGUGAUGUUGUAGAUGGUUUCUCACUGAUGACUUAUGACUUCUCAGGUCCUCAUAAUCCUGGUCCCAAUGCACCACUAAAGUGGAUACGUUCCAUCCUGCAGUUGCUCCUCGGUAGCCCUAGGAAUGGUGUGCAGACCUUAGCUCGGAAGAUAUUUCUUGGUAUCAAUUUCUAUGGAAAUGAUUUCAUCCUUGCAGGAGGAUCGGGUGGUGGAGCUAUCACUGGAACGGAUUACCUCCAUUUAUUGGAGAAGCACAGACCUGUUUUACAGUGGGAAAAAAACAUUGGGGAGCACUUCUUCAUCUACUCUGAUGAGAAAAAUGGCAAGCAUGCUGUGUUCUACCCGUCCUUGAUGUCAGUUUCUCUGCGGCUAGAGGAAGCUCGUUUAUGGGGAACUGGCCUCUCCAUCUGGGAAAUAGGGCAGGGUUUGGAUUACUUUUUUGAUAUUCUGUAGUUAACACGACAAUUUUUACGAUUUCUUUCUACAAUGUAACAUAAUUGGUUUCUAGGAACUGUUUGUUCAUCUUCGUCAGUAGACAUAAUUAACAAAUUUUGGUUAAUGCACUGUAA
Pistacia vera is the source of this 1495-nucleotide messenger RNA. Its product is annotated as chitinase domain-containing protein 1. Gene Ontology annotation, biological process: carbohydrate metabolic process. The record is from RefSeq and is a predicted model, not a curated record. The transcript is spliced from 8 exons. Gene Ontology annotation, molecular function: chitin binding; oligosaccharide binding. NCBI's taxonomy places the organism in Eukaryota, Viridiplantae, Streptophyta, Magnoliopsida, Sapindales, Anacardiaceae. The coding region runs from base 78 to 1379 and encodes 433 amino acids. Gene Ontology annotation, cellular component: extracellular region.